UAUGCAAAUAGCAUCAUUAUUCGAUAUACUAUUUACAAGUCGCAAAACUAUUGAACAUUGAUGAUAAUUAAUUUUAUCUUAUCUGAAAUUAAGAUCUUUUCAUGGUAUUCACAGCAGAGCAUUUUCGGUUGACCAUUGAUUUUUCAAGUCGUGAUAUUUUUUUAUCACAAGAUUGGCAACCAAUAUGACACAAUGCGCACUGCCAAUGCGCAAGUUCAUUUGACUUGGUGAUCUACCCGUAACAUUUUUAAAAUUUAAAAUAAUGAAAUUAGGGUUUAAAGCAAGCCCCACAGUAAUCAGUGCACCCUAAUAAAAUCGGCACGUAACAAACUAUCGGAUGAACGAAAAAUCUUCAUGUGACUUUGGAAGGAAACAAAAGAAUUCGAUAUUAUUUUCUUGUUGAGGAGAGGCGCCACGCGCGCUGAAAUACCCAGAAUUCACUGCAAACGUCAAUAUGGCCGACCAACUGGAAACUGAAUCAGCGGAGGCUUUGCUUGAAUUCAAAAACGGCUGCAGGAUGACCUCUGAUCCUGAACCAGCUAUUGAAAAGCCUUCUGAGCCUACUACAACUGAAGAAACCCCAGAAAAUCAGACACCUAGUGAUGAAGACCACCAACAAAAAGAGAUCACCAUAAAGCAAGAGGUUGCAGAUGAUGAAGAAGACAUGGACAUAGAUGAGGAUCUCACAACCCUAGGUCCUGCAGCAUUGGGGCUGCAAAGGGUAGGCAGUCAACCCCCUCCAAAACCUACCCCUACUCAACCAGUCCAGGUGCUGAAUGCUCGAGGAAUGCCUGCAAGGAUCAGAAAGAAGAAUCGUCUGUUUUUCGAUGAUGAUAUUGUGAACACACCACAUCAUAGGGUGCCGAAUACGAAGAAACAAAGGUCCACACCUAGCAAAAAAUCAAAACUGCUGACUCCUGUCAAGAUAAAAACAGAAAAACCCGAUAUCAUACGGUACACGCCAAAGAAAAAAGAGCCCCGUGACUCCAGAGAUGGCAAAGUAACGCCACCUCCACUCAACCCGAUAAACUCUCCUGACCAAAAAAUUGGUCAGAAAAUCGGCCGCAGGCUGAGGAAUUUACUCAAGUUACCAAAAGCCCACAAAUGGGUGUGUUACGAGUGGUUCUACAGCAAUAUAGAUCGUUGUCUUUUCGAAGGCGAAAAUGACUUUACGAUCUGCUUGAGGGAAUCUUUUCCAGAACUAAAAGCAAAAGAACUGACUAGGACAGAGUGGACAAAGAUCAGGAGGAUGAUGGGCAAACCGCGUAGGUGUUCUCAGGCGUUUUUCAACGAAGAACGUUUAGAACUAGAGAAGAAAAGGAAGAAGAUCCGUGCAUUGCAACAACGUAAAGCAACAGACAUGAGCAGCUUCAAAGAUCUACCACCUGAAGUUCCUAUGCAGUUAGUUAUUGGUACAAAAGUGACUGCUAGACUUAGGAAGCCCCAAGAUGGGCUAUUCACCGGUAGCAUAGACGGAGUGGAUACUUCAAAUAAUACUUACAGAAUUACUUUUGAAAGGCAUGGUUUGGGGACUCAUUCAGUACCUGACUAUGAAGUCUUAUCGAAUGAACUACCUGAAACGAUAUCCAUAACUAGCUUUCAGAUGAAGUACAGGCCAAGAAAUGGCUUAUCUCCUUAUUCACCUGAUGUGAAGAGUCCUGUGAACAAUAGCAUGAAGCUUAGGAAAGACCCCUUGAUGUCAGGUUCAAUGCUUAACAAACCCGUACUAUUACCACUCGCUGGAGAAGGUAAAAUAGGUGGUUUUCCUACGAAGCUGCUCGAAAAAAUGGUCUUGGUGACAAAAAUCUUGAACAUCAAAAAGAAGAAGAUAUAUCAACUGAAGGAUUUGAACACGGAAGCAGAACAGAUACACUUCAGUGAACAAGAAAUACCCGAAGAGUUUGAAAGGCGAUACGCUAGCGUGUUGGUAGAUCUGGAGAAACUCAACUUCGAUCUUCAAAUGUACCUGGAUGAAAUGCAGAUCUACUGCCAGGAGAUUGCUCCAGAAUCUAGCGUCGCAGCCAUGCUGGCACCAUCGCAUUUGCGAGAAAAAUGUCGGGAGGAAGCUUCCGAAAUCGUAAACAAACACAACUCUGUGAUAGCUUUUGAUAAAGGACCUUGCGAGAACGACUCUAUCUUGGAUCUUAUCACAGAUCUGACAGCGCUGUUAUUGCAGCUGAAAAGUCUGUCAGAUUCAGAACAAAACACGUAUGAGCUCCAAGUACUUCGAGGGACGAUAGAGAAUAUAAAGAGAAAACUGAGCCCUAUAAAUCAGCAAGUAUUCCAGAGCAAUGUCGAGGUGCACAUCAAGCAGAUUGAAGUAGGCUUGGGAGCUCCAUCAAAUGUUGAUAAGCUUGUGAUUGGAUCAUUAGCGAAGAUUGCUUGAAUUAUUUUUUAAUUUUUAUGUACAUUGAUAUACUGUUUUAAACUGCGUCUUUUAUUCUGUACACAUACAAUAUGUGCAAUUUACAACCAUACAUUAUAUGAUGUGUAAAUUUUAUUUCCAGGAUAUUUACAUUACUUUCUAUAUAUUUUUUGUGAGAUUGGGGAAGUGUAUAUUUUUCGUAAAUAAAUUAUUGAAC
This is a messenger RNA of Acanthoscelides obtectus, 2582 nucleotides long. Lineage: Eukaryota; Metazoa; Arthropoda; Insecta; Coleoptera; Chrysomelidae. The record is from the annotation of a GenBank genome assembly.